Messenger RNA from Staurois parvus, 372 nucleotides. The record is from the annotation of a GenBank genome assembly. NCBI's taxonomy places the organism in Eukaryota, Metazoa, Chordata, Amphibia, Anura, Ranidae.
UAUUUUCCGGAGACCUUCCUUUUUGAACAUAUAGCAGUGGGGGUGGAAGGCAGUGCCGAACUCCAUAAGAAGACUCCAGACACUAUCACAGACUGGAUUGGGGGAGCAGUAUGUUUGGGUCCCAGUGGAUUUGGCCUUUCUCCUCCUGCCUCACUUCGAGUCUUCAAGCCAUUCUUUGUGGAUCUAACCCUCCCAUACUCUGUAGUCCGGGGAGAAACAUUUACCCUAAAAGCUUCUACAUUUAACUACAUGAAGAACCCUAUGGAGAUUCGGACCACAUUGUACAUCAGCAGUGACUUAGAAGAGAUGCUAUGUGAAGAAUGUCGUCACAGCAGCUGUAUAGGAGCAGAUGAGAGCGAAACCUUCUCCUGG